This is a messenger RNA of Anguilla rostrata (American eel), 3700 nucleotides long. RefSeq names its product scaffold protein involved in DNA repair (gene spidr). Gene Ontology annotation, cellular component: nuclear chromosome; nucleoplasm. The transcript has 22 exons. Gene Ontology annotation, biological process: double-strand break repair via homologous recombination; regulation of establishment of protein localization to chromosome. Lineage: Eukaryota; Metazoa; Chordata; Actinopteri; Anguilliformes; Anguillidae. The record is from RefSeq and is a predicted model, not a curated record. Bases 159 to 3050 code for a protein of 963 amino acids.
GGCCUUCAGACAACCGCCGCGCCAAACAGAAACUUUCUAGAGAACUUGCGCCAAACUAACUAUGUCACCACGAACUACUUACAGAAUUACUCACAAAUUAUCUUGCUUGCUUUGCAGUACCUUGUCCUAUAUUUAGUAACUGCACGAAACUAGCUAGCAUGUCUAAUUUUGCAAAGCGUAAAAAAACUUCAAAAGAUAUACGAUGUUUAUUCUUUCCUGAUGAUGUUAACAACGGCUUUAAAAAAAGGAAACCUGUCGUGGGCAGAAGUAAGCCUUCCUCUUCAAUCAAGUCCUGGGAAAGAUGUGGAGAAGGUUUCUUGGGCACACCGACAGCAGAGAAAUGUACUUCAAGGAAAAAUGUUAAAGCUGUAAGGCAAUUGGUACCAUCCUCAUCAGACCCAGUGAAGGGAAGUGCAGCGGGUGAGGUGGACAUUGUGUGGAACUCCAGUGAGAGUGAGAUGUCUGACAGCGAGAUGCCUCAACCCAGUGCAUUCACCGAGGGUCGUGGUGAACCUCAGAAAGAAGCCGUCAAGAACUCCUACAGGAGAUACCUCGGCUUGUUCAGCUCGGUCACUUCCCCCAACGAAGAAGAAGUUCGUAAGAUUGACUGGGACAGUGAUCUGACUGAUGAUGGGGAAGAAAUGGACAGUUUGGCUGAAAUCUCGGACUCUGAUUCUUCUUCAAAGGAACAAAAACGAUCACCAAAAGUCAUUUUGGCGCCAGAUGCAGAGAUUUCAGACUUCUCUGAUGGCGAGCGAGCCGAACACAUGGCCCAGGCCAGAUGUGAACACGUUUCCUGGAAACCAGGCGGGAGCAACACAAGGUCUGCCAGCGACUGGGUCAGGUCCGCGCAGGCGAUGUUGCGGACGCCUCAGAAACAACACGGCAGCCACAUCAAGUCCCCAGAAGACUCUGCUAAAAAGAAGAAAUUCCUAAGCGGGGGUCUGGCCGAAAGACUGAGUCGACUGCAGGGCCGACAGAGGUCCGCCAUCAGCUUCUGGAGGCACCAGUCCACCUCAGACUGUACCACCACAGCGGUUGGCAAAGCCGGUGUGCUAUCGCUGAAACUGCUGUCCGUCUGGGAGGACUGCGGCAUGCACGUGGCCGUGUGCCAGGGGGCAGAGGCCAGCGCCUCCCCCUGCCCGUCUGCCACAGGGCAGCUCCUGGUUCUCUUCUGCAGGGACACGGCGGGCCACCUGGCACCCAGCCCCGGGGACACCGUCCACGUGUACCCGCAAUGGCAGAAACUUGUAAUGGAAGGUGAAAAUAAUCCAGUCAUUCUCAACACACACUUCAGCCAGAAGGUCCUGGAGGACGGGGCCUGUGCAGGGGGGCGAGUCUCAGCUGGAAAGUGCACCCCGUACCCUUUGACUAGAGUGUUCCAUCUGAUGGAGAACAGCGCUGUCUCUGAGGAAAAGCUUGCUGCCAAAACGGGAGAGUCGUGGGGUGUCGGCGAGGCGAUGUGCGACUCCCUGCUGGAGGUGAUCGAGGGAUACGGCGUGGCAGGCUGGAUGGGGCGAGAUGUUUCAGUGGUGGUGCAGAGGGUCUACUGCCUUCACAUCCAAGAGCCCUCUUCCCAGCCUCUUCUCAAACACAGACUGCCUGGAACUGAGCCUCUCCAGCCCAGAUACAGGCUCUGUCUCCUGGUCCAGGACGCGUAUGGGCUGUUCAGCGAGGUGGCGCUCCACCAGCUCUCCCCAGAAGAGAGCCUGCAGCAGCACAUCAGGAAGUGGGAAGGGAGCUGGUGUGUGCUGAAGAGCAUGAAGGUGCUGCAGAGAGCUACACGGGCCAGAGUCUGGCAGUGUCUGUGCCAGCAGACCCCCGGGGCGUCGUGCGGUUGGCUUGGCCGUAGGGUCACUCAGGGGGGCUGUGUAUCGCUCUCCGGAGGCGUGCUGCAGACCGUCGCUUGGGACCGCGGGGAUGUUGUAGCGGCCCGCGGGCGCGGGCAGAUGAAAGCCCGCCCUCCCGCCGCUGCGCGCGGUUACGCGAGCGCCGGAGCUGGUGUCCGGAAAGACCAGAGCAGCCAGGACGACAGAGCCAAGCUUCCAGCCCCAAGCUUCUGUUACUUGCUCUCAGCCCAAAGGGGUGAAGGCUCUGUAGAUGAGCUGCUGCAUCCUGCACCAGGACUAUAUCUGCCUGCUGUGGUGCACACACUGAGAGAAAUACUGCAGCGCGUCCCCCUUGGCCAUCGCUGUAGCUUCACAGCCACAGUCAUUUACAAGAGACAGCAGGGUUCUGGCCCGAGGCAGAGCGAAUUCUGGCUGUUUGUGACUGAUCCCAGCCUGCAGAGAGAGGCGGAGGAGGGCGGUGAGGAGCUGAACAGGACAGUGGGCGUGUGUGUGAGCUCCUCCUGCGUUCUUCACCCAGCCGUGCUCGAAGCACUGAGCACCUCCUUCGUCUGCAGCCUGACAUUUAAAGACGCCGUGAGAGAAGACGGUUUGAUCCAAUGCGUGGAGCGCUCAGUGAUACAGCUGGACACCCUGACUUCCGCACCUGGCUCGGACGGUCUGGCCACUGAGGGCCCACCUCUUCGCCAUCCCAUAAAACUGGAUCUGCUGGGUCCCGCAGCUACCGCCAACUCUCUGGGCAUGCUGCAAGGUGUGGUUGUCGGCGUGGAUGAGGACACAGCAUAUUCCUGGCCAGUCUGUAGCCUAUGUGGGAGUGACCGGUUGGAGGCCUUGCAUGGGGAGCAUCAAGCAUUGUUCUGCAGUUUCUGUAACACUAAAGUGGUCAACCCUACAAUGAAGAUGCAGCUUGAAGUCUUUUUAAGUUGUGCAUCAUUCAGUCAGUGCACCAUUAAAAUAAAGCUGCUACAAGAUACCAUCGUGUCUUUCUUGAACUUCACCCCAUCUGGCAGUGAGGGUUACACGGUGGAGAAUGUGUUGGGGAAGGAGGUGGGCCCCCUCGCCACUUACGUUCGUGUUGUAACAAGGAAGCCGGCACUCUGGGUCGGCCUGGAAGAAAUCAGCCUCAGCAAAGGCUAUUCAAACGAGGCGCUACAGGAGUCUGGCCCCGCCCCCGUCCCCACAAACGAAAGGGAAAGAAUCUGAAGAGCAUGUGGAGCACGAGUCACACCUCGGCGGCAGUCAGGACUGGGCUCCUCGUCGCACGCCUGGCGCACAGCAACAUCAAACAGACGAGUCAUGUGGACCUCCAGGGAAGACGCACCAAUAUAGCUGCAUGUGCAGUCUUCAAACGUCUUGGCCCUCAUGACAGAGGAGUUUCAAAAUACCCUCCUAGUACAGCAACCGACCGUUUAAGUACAUCGAACAGAAAGAGUUUCUGAUUUAUUCACAUAUAAAUCAGGACACUGGAAAUGAGAUGAAGCUGCAGACCUGAACGUGUGGUUUACCUGCGCCGUGAUGCUACUUGGUCCCCUCUGAUCCCUCAGCACGAGCUGAGAACAGAACCCCAGGUGCCCUCUGAGACUACUGUGUCACCUGCUUUAUAUCCACUAAUCACUCACCUUGCUCACUGUCAGUCUUUCCUGAUUAAAAUUUGAACAGCCUCCUUUCUGUGGGUAAGCAACAUUGACUGUGGAAAGAUUUCACAGUAAUGUCAAAUCAUCACAUGUCAAAUAUAAACUGUUACUUUACCAAAUGUAUAGGCUGUCACACUAGAGACCAGGUUUGAGUUCAUUCCUCCUGGCAUAUGGGAAUGUGUACAUGGUUGUACUAAUAAACACCACAUGGAAUUGAUU